This is a messenger RNA of Hypomesus transpacificus, 3307 nucleotides long. It is a transcript of the gene slc19a2, whose product is annotated as solute carrier family 19 member 2. Gene Ontology annotation, molecular function: vitamin transmembrane transporter activity. Gene Ontology annotation, cellular component: plasma membrane. Gene Ontology annotation, biological process: vitamin transport; transmembrane transport. The record is from RefSeq and is a predicted model, not a curated record. Lineage: Eukaryota; Metazoa; Chordata; Actinopteri; Osmeriformes; Osmeridae. The coding region runs from base 82 to 1533 and encodes 483 amino acids. The transcript is spliced from 6 exons.
UCUCAUUCGCUGUUGUAGAUAUCUCUGUCGGCUUGCGUAGUGUACAGAGCCCUGUGCUCUGGAGGUCAUAUUACAAAUGAAAUGGAAAUUUCCCAAUUAUAUCCCACAAUUUCGCUGUGUGUUUAUGGGUUCUUUAGCAAUCUUAGACCCUCCGAACCUUUUCUGACUGCAUUUUUGAUGGGACCUGACAAAAACCUUACUGAAACAGAGGUUGUAAAUGAGAUCUACCCAAUAUGGACGUACUCCUAUCUCGUCCUCCUCUUCCCCGUCUUCCUGGCCACGGACUACCUCUGCUACAAGCCUGUACUGAUUCUCCAGGCGACCAGCUUUGUGGUGACCUAUGCUAUACUUUUAAAGGCCCAGGGUGUGAUGGCCAUGCAGCUCCUGGAGUUCUUCUUUGGCCUGGCCACUGCCACCGACGUUGCCUACUACGCGUAUAUCUACAGUGUGGUUGAGCCUGCUCAGUACCAGAGAGUGACGGGCUAUUGUCGAAGCAUCACCUUGUUGGGCUCUGCAGCUGGCUCCUUGGCCGGCCAGAUCCUGGUGUCCGUGGGUCAGGUCGCCCUCCUCUACCUCUGUGUCAUCACACUGGUGUCAUCCGUACUUGCUUUUAUAGCUCCGUGGUUUCUGCCCAUGCCCAGUAAAAGCUUGUUUUUUCAUCUCAACUCUGGAGCUAAGGAGAGGGUGAAAUCAGGACACCUUGAUGGCCAGAAGCACCUUGAUAAAGCAGAAGACACAGAGAGAGUACCUCUUAAAAUGAAUGAUGUUGUCAUGGUCACAAAGACUAGCGAUGAUUCGAGCAACAGCCUUGUGGAUGUGUUGAGAAUUCUAUGGAAGGACUUCCUGCAAUGCUACUCUUGCCCAACCCUCCUGGCGUGGUCGGUUUGGUGGGCGCUAGCUACAUGUGGCUACUUCCAGGUCAUCAACUAUGCCCAGGCCCUGUGGGAGAAGGUGCUGCCAUCCCAGGAGUUUGAGAUCUACAAUGGAUAUGUUGAGACGGUCUCCACCUUGUUGGGUGCCUCGGCGGCCUUCGGGGUGGGCUUUGUGAAGAUCUCCUGGGCGGUGUGGGGGGAGCUAUCUCUCUGCAUCUUCUCUGUUGUGAUGGCCGUGGCAAUGUACGUCAUGGAUACCGUCAGGAACAUCUGGGUGUGCUACAUCUCCUACAUUGUCUUCAGAGCUACCUACAUGCUGCUCAUCACCAUCGCCACGUACCAAAUUGCUGUCAAUCUGAGUAUGCAGAGAUACGCCCUUGUGUUUGGAGUAAACACCUUCAUUGCUCUACUACUCCAGACGCUGCUGACUCUGGUGGUGGUGGAUACUGCUGGGCUGGGCCUAGAUGUUUUUACGCAGUUCCUUGUCUAUGCCGGCUACUUUACAGUAAUCGCAGUGGUAUUCUUUCUGGCUGGUCUUUAUAAAUUGGUAUCCAAGAGAUGCUCCAAAACAGAUGGAGAGACCAACAUUAAGGAUUCAGACUCCCUCAGUAGAGACUCCCCACCCAUCUCUGAGCAGCUGCCACAGAUCCCAGAUACAUGACUUCCUGUAUUUGGCAACACUACGAGGAGGAACACGCACUGUGCCUGUAUACCUUAUGCUGUUUUCUUCUCAAGCACACGAUCAGGGGUCUCCAACUCGGGUCCUGGGGAGCUACCAUCCUGUACACUUUCAAUUCAACUGCAAAUAAUAUAUCCUCAUUCAGCUCAUCAUCCAGCUAAUAAGUGGAAUCAGGUGUGCUAAAUUGAGGUUGAAGUGAAAACAGUGUGGGUGGUAGCUCUCCAGGAACAGGGUUGGAGACCCCUGCCUAUAGAUCUAGCUGGUCAGAAAUGUGUGUAAAAAAAUAUCUGUCAAGAUAUGAUAUGAAUGCCUAUAUUUAGGAAAUUGUAUUAUUAGUCGCACAAAGAAAGACAUUUUGUUUUUGUACUGAUUUAUUACAAAUUGAUGUCUAAAAAUGUAUUUGUUUAAGAUGCACUUGUCAAUCCAUCAUCUAUAUGAUGAUUCUACUGCAAACACUAAGUUCAUUCAUGAGCAGCGUCUCAUUAAAAACCACUGGAUUUAUAUAGGCCUAACAGAUGAGCACAUGUAUGUACUGAUGUAGACCUAUAGUAUUAAUUUAUGUCAGCAAGGAUUUUAUUGAAGCAGUGGUCGUUCUUCUUUUUUGAAGCAGUGGUCGGUUUUCUUUUUAUCAGAAAAAAAUGAGUACAAACAUAAGUAUUACGGUUAGGUUAAAUAAGGAUAACAUGAUAAUCUUCGAUUGAAUUAUAUAAAUAAUAUGAUGAAAGUGCAUAUCGCAAUGUGUGAAAGACGCAGUUAGACUACAAAUCAAAGACAAAAACGCUUCAAUUACAAAGAUACCAAAACAUUGUGUUGUACUAUGCGGUCACCGAUUAAUGUUGUUAUGAUAACGUCUUAAUGUAAUGUUGUGCCAAAUAUAAAGAUAAGUCAAUUGCUGUGCAAUGCUUAUAAUAGGCUUAUUAAUAAUAAAAGGUUAACGUAGGUUAAGUUUAAAUUAACCAUUUUGGACAUGUGGCUUGAUACUCCAAAUAGCCUGAAUAUUGCAUCAAUCAAUAUUCUAAAACGCAGCUUUGUAAAUUAGGAAAUUAUGUUAUCUUGCGAGCUGAGACUUGUGUCUGUCCAUUUUAAUAAUUUCAAGUGUACUCUCAUAACAAUAAAUAGAAACAACAAACAAAACAACUCUUUGUAGCUUUAUACCUUCAUAAUUUCUUUAUUUGACUCAACUUGAGAAAACAGCGUGUUUUUUGUUUGUAUACGUCAAUAAUUAUGAUAUUGUAUGGUAUGUUCAUGAAUUUUAUAAUAAAAAGAAACGUGCACUGUAUAUUGUCAGCCAUCAAAUUGAGGCAGGUUUUAAUUUUCUUAAACUAGUCUGAAUUACAAGGUGUUGUCAAUGUGUUGUUACUUGUUUAUAAAGCUUUACGGAUUGGCUCCAUUGUAUAUUUCAAAUAUCCUUAUGUUGUAUCACACUUCCAGGCUCCUUAGAUCAUCGAACCAGUUCCUUCAAGCCAUUCCACCGACUCGGAUGAAAACAAAAGAUGAUCGUGCCUUUUCAGUUGUGGCCCCUAGUCUGUGGAAUGGCUGCCCAUUUUUUUCAGGUCAUCCCCCAUCACCGAGACAUUCAAGUCACGUAUUUUUAUUAUUUGGCUUUAGAGUCAGGUGAGGAUCACUCGUGCUAAAUUGUUUUGUUUGUUGUUUCUAUUUAUUGUUGUUUGCCUUAUUUGAUAACUUUGUACAGCACGUGGGUGUUUUUAAAUAUGCUUUAUAAAUAAACUGACUUGACUUGAUUUGGCUAGUCUGA